AAGCCUACGGUGAAACAUUCUUCUCCACCCCUUUCGGUCAAAAAAAAAAAAAAAAUCCUUCUCCAUCACUUUCUUCACUACCAAACAUGGCUUCCAAUAAUACCAUCAGCUUACCCAACGCAGCAAGUACACGUUUGUUGCCGGAGAAAAGUUCCCCUGAUUGGGCUUAUGUCACCUUGUUGGCUGGAAACGGAGACGAUUGGAUGGGCGUGCAGGGGUUGGCCGUGGGGCUGAAGAAGGUGAAGAGCAUGUACCCGCUUGUGGUGGCCAUCCUACCGGACGUGCCUGAGGAACACCGGAGGAUACUUCAGGACUUAGGGUGCGUAGUGAAGGAGAUUCAACCAGUGUAUCAGCUCAAGAAAUAUGUCCAGUUGGCAUCCGAGUUCCCCUAUGUCGCCAAGUACUCCAAGCUCUUUAUCUGGAAACAUGUUUUGAAUAUGUUUUUCCGCAAAAGCUUGUCUGCAUUCCCAGGAUAUAUCUAUGGUGCGUUGACCAUGGUGGACGAGGAGAAGAAUAUUGAUCAUCUAGAGAAGGUGAAGGUAAUACGCUACAGCUCUCCUGAGUUGAGGCCGUGGAGACGCACACCAAAAAUGGGGAACGUGGACUUUGUGAAUAAGUUGAAACGGAAGUGGAAGGAUAUUUGCCCUGGUCGAUCGCUUGACUCCGAGAAACUAAAAAUAGUGAAGACAGAGAAGUUGCUGAAUUUUUCGUCUGCUUCUGGUACCAAAUGAGCGAGGCGGAAACUAAAUGCAAAUUAGUAGUAAGUUGAAGGAUUAGCUUAAGGAUAAUUAUACAUACACCCAAACAAUCAACACCCAAGGCUUAUGAGUAGUAAAAUUAUAAAUUUACC
Rubroshorea leprosula is the source of this 850-nucleotide messenger RNA. Lineage: Eukaryota; Viridiplantae; Streptophyta; Magnoliopsida; Malvales; Dipterocarpaceae. The record is from the annotation of a GenBank genome assembly.